Penicillium pulvis is the source of this 1233-nucleotide messenger RNA. RefSeq lists its product as uncharacterized. The record is from RefSeq and is a predicted model, not a curated record. Gene Ontology annotation, molecular function: pyridoxal phosphate binding; catalytic activity. The transcript is spliced from 3 exons. Gene Ontology annotation, biological process: biosynthetic process. Bases 1 to 1233 code for a protein of 410 amino acids. NCBI's taxonomy places the organism in Eukaryota, Fungi, Ascomycota, Eurotiomycetes, Eurotiales, Aspergillaceae.
AUGGUAAAGAUUGAGGAGUUCGCGGUUGAGCAGUGGAUGGACAAAUACGAAACCACGGCCAAAUACAACACGGCUGAGACCUGCUGCGCAUCCAUCUCGAUCGACGAUCUCCGUGAGCUUUCCGAGGACAAGGACACCAAUCCGUUGACACAGCUACAAUCCACCAAACUUACUUAUGGUGCGAUAAGAGGCUCCGAGAAGCUGCGACAGACUCUGGCCAACUUGUACUCUGCGAAGACACCCACUCCAUUACCGAAAGAUAAUGUUUUGAUCACGGCUGGUGCUAUUCAGGCCAAUUUUCUAGCUCUGUAUACCCUGGUCGGACCAGGAGAUCAUGUUAUCUGCCACUACCCAACCUAUCAACAGCUUUACUCGGUUCCCGCAUCUCUGGGGGCCGAGGUGAGCCUCUGGAAAUCGAAGGAAGCCGAUGGGUGGAAGCUCGAUAUUGAAGAGUUGAAGGGACUCAUCCGUCCCAAUACCAAAUUGAUUAUUAUCAAUAACCCCCAGAAUCCCACGGGAGCAAUUGUCCCGCGCGACCAUCUCGAGGAUAUUAUUGAUAUUGCUCGCGAGUCUUCUAUUACCAUUCUGGCCGAUGAGGUGUACCGACCCAUUUUCCACAACAUUAGUCCCGCGGACCCUCAGUUCCCUCCAUCGAUUCUCUCUCUUGGAUACGAGAAUACCAUUGCCACAGGUUCCACUUCGAAGGCAUAUAGUUUAGCUGGACUGCGCGUGGGAUGGAUUGCAUCGCGAAACCGAUCCAUCAUUGAAGCUUGCGCUAACUCUCGGGACUAUACUACGAUCUCCGUUGGCCAGAUCGACGAUGCCGUGGCUAGCUUCGCUCUGGCGCCGGAAUGCAUCCAUAAUCUUCUCCAGCGGAAUAUUGACCUUGGUCGCACAAAUCUCGAGAUCCUGGAGAAGUUCAUCGAAGAUCACCGGUGGGCCUGCUCUUGGGUAAAGCCCCGUGCUGGUACGACUGCCUUUGUUCGGUUUAGCAAGAUGGGCAAACCGAUAGAUGAUGUGGCUUUCUGUGAGAAGCUACAGGAGGAGAAGGGAGUGAUGUUUGUACCAGGUAGCCGGUGCUUUGGAGGAGGGGAGGACUUCCAGGGCUACGUAAGAGUUGGAUAUGCCUGCGAGACCGAUGUGCUAGAGAAGGGUCUUGAUGCGCUGCGAGAGUUCAUGGAUGAAGGCUACGAAGAUGUGCCUGCGUUGAAGAAGAAGAAAGCGCCACAAUAA